AUGGAUGAAGCCAAUUAUAUCAUCAAAGACCAAACACUACCCUCUAAAAAAGAAGAGGCCCAGAAGCUCAGAAGACGAGCUGCUCAAUUCGCCUUCCAGGACGAUAUUCUAUACAAACACAAUGGUCAACAGUUUGACAACAAGAAGGUUGGGAAUUUAUGUGAGGAACUGGAUAUUAAGAAACAUUUUUCCUCCCCACAUCAUCCCCAAGAAAAUGGGCAGGUAGAUGUCGUCAACAAAACAAUCAAGUACACAUUGAAAAGAAAGUUGGAUGCCUCUAAAGAGGACUGGAUCAAUGAGCUACCUCAAGUUCUUUGGGCCAUCAGAACUACAAGCAGAACUGCUACAGGGGAGAUCCCUUUCUCUAUGGCCUACGGGGCAGAGGCUAUGAGCCCAGUUAAAGUAAGUCUGCCAUCUACUCGUCGAAUUCACUUCAAUGGGCUAUCUAAUGAUGAGCUAAGGAGAUGUGAGCUUGACCUCCUUGAAGAAAUGAGGGAUGCCUCUCAGGCAAAAUUGACCAUUUAUCAAUGGAAAAUGACUAGAUACUCUAAUGCGAAAGUGAAAAAGAAGUCAUUUCAUCUGAAUGAAUUGGAACUCCAAAUUGGCGUUUUUGUCCUCCAAAGAGCAUGA
Fraxinus pennsylvanica is the source of this 630-nucleotide messenger RNA. The record is from the annotation of a GenBank genome assembly. Lineage: Eukaryota; Viridiplantae; Streptophyta; Magnoliopsida; Lamiales; Oleaceae.